Molecule: messenger RNA, 2637 nt
Organism: Rotaria socialis
Lineage: Eukaryota; Metazoa; Rotifera; Eurotatoria; Philodinida; Philodinidae
Source: the annotation of a GenBank genome assembly
AUGAUGGUGAUGAUGUUUGUGUUCAAUCUUUUAUUUCUAUUUCAAAUUUCAUUUGUAUUUGCAAAUCAAAUAACUCACGAAAACUCGACUGGUCUUCAACUAGUUUCGAAUGCGAAUAACCUUAAUAAAUCAAUAGUACAGCAAGGCCGAAAUCGCGCCGGUGUCCCUCAAUCUCUUACGUUGCUUAUGAAUUUUAGAGAUGAUGGCACAACAUCUUUUCAAAUUAUGCAAGGGACACAAAUUGUUUAUUUGGACAAUGGUCUUUGUGUGUACGGACAAUUAUUCGAUCCAUCGACUGGUCGAUGUCGCGAUAUUUAUUGUCAAGAAAUCAAUUAUAAAUUUAAUGGCACAACAUGUAUACCGGAUACAAAUCAAAACACAUCUUAUGCUUUUAAACGAAUGAGUGAUAUUGAUUUAUCAUUGACAAUGAUUAUUGCACCAAGCAGUCAUUAUCCAGCAAACGAGACUUCGAAACUUCUUACUACUCAAAUCAAUAAAACCUGUACGAAAGAUUUGAAAAAGAUGUUUCAUGAUGCAUUGCAUGGUUAUCUUAAUAUUGAUUAUGAACGUGUUACUAAAAUCGACUAUCGUGUUUCAGUGCAUGAAGAUCAUUCGGUUAAUCGGUCCACGAUAAAUUCUACAAUUCAAAGUAAAAAUCCUGGAAAGGAUGAUAGCGCGUCAGUUGUCCAUCCAUAUGAUUCUUCCGAUGAAUUUAUCUAUAACACACUAGCACGAAAUAAAUCUCUUGCGAUAAGUUUUUCUUUUUCAAUAACCGAUCGAAAUGAAACAUCACAAGAUACAUUAACAGGUUUACAUGUUGUUACACUUCUUUUAAUUGGCUCGGAAUUUCAUGCUGUACUUUAUUUGUGUCGAAAUUAUGCAAUUGAAAUUGAAGGAGUCUCGAUUAUUUCGGAUAAAAAUAAAACUCGAGAUGAAUUUUGUAGUGAUCCAGAUGUGAUGAUGCCAACGAAAAAUGGUUAUAUACGUAGACGUUUACGAGCCGAUGGCGAAAUUGAUUAUGUGGUUGAUGUUCCGGAACUUGAAACUACAUAUGAAAGUGGAGAUUACACUUAUUUAUUUAUUAUUUCAACAGUAACACAAAAAGCAUCAAGAGACCUAGCGCUGCGAGCCGAAAAUACAUCUCCACCGCCAAAUGCGACUUCUACACGAAGAUUAGUAUCCGUAUGUAAUCGUCAACCGCGCAUCGUUGGUCGUUGUCCGGACAGUCUUGUUAUGCGUAUCGCACUAUGUGAAGUUGUUCAAUAUAAAAACCUUUCAAUGCGCAUUAGACGUACUGGCCGUCUAUAUACAAAUCGUGAAUAUCGUUAUGAUCAUUUACGACCAGAUUUAUACGUUGUCGUUUGUAAACUUGAUACACAUAAUGGUACAGCUAGCGGAAAAGCAUUAGGUUUCGUUGAAAAAGCACCUGGCAUUCUAUCAACUAUUGCAACAUUUCUCUCUAUAUUUGCGUUAGCUAUAAGCUUAAUAACAUUUACAUUGUUUUCUUCAUUGCGUAAUUUACCUGGAUGUAAUACAAUUAAUUUAAUUAUCGCUUUAAUGAUAGGAGAAACAUUAUUUCUAUCACAAAGUUUAAUUAUAAUGACAACACCCAGUGUUUGUUUAUUGUUUGCAUUAGGAAUACAUUUUUUCUAUUUAGCAAGCUUUUUUUGGAUGAAUGUUAUGGCUUUCGAUCUCUGGAAAACAUUUCAUAAAGGUUUUUCACUUUAUGUCUAUGAAAUUCGUGAACGUUUACCAUUCUAUGCUUUAUAUGCAUGGGGUAUGCCAAUGAUUAUUGUUUUAAUUGGAAUUAUAUUAGAUGCAAAAAAUGCUCGAUUAAAACCAUGUUAUGGAAGAUUUUUUCGUGGAUGUUAUGAUGUUUGUUUUCGAACCAAAAAUGACACGCCUUUGCAAGGUUGUUGGAUUGAAAGUGCUUUGAUGCGAUUUAUAUUAUUUGGUUGUCCAGUUGCAAUUAUUCUCAUUAUAAAUUUUGUUUUCUAUGCGUUAACAGUACGAAGUAUUCGAAAAGGUUUGAAAAAAGUACGAGUUCAAGUUGAACGUAAAUUUCAACGUAAAAAACAAGUUGUACCUGGUGAACAUGAUGUUAAAAUCUAUAUGCGUAUGGCUGUAUUAGCUGGUUUUGGUUGGACUAUCGGUUUUAUUUUAUUUCUAUUACCUGAUAAUCAACAAGGUUUUAAACGUUUUCUUGUUGCAACUGUUAAAUAUUUAUUUAUUUUACUUAAUGCCACACCCGGUUUAUUUAUAUUCGCUGUUUAUGUAUGUAAUCGUCGUGUAUUAUCAUUAUAUCAUCAAUUGCUUAAAGACAUCUAUCAAUUUUGUCGAUCGAACGUCAAAGGAAUGAAAGAGUCCAUAUUAAAUCUUAGUCGAAAUUGUUUAAGUAAAACAAAAAAUAAAUUAGAAACGUUCAAUCAAAGUAAAUACAGACAAAAACAAGAAGACAAAUUAAUAAAAGCAUUAACUGUACCAACAGCAGUUCAAACAUCGAAUCUAAUAACAUCUACAAAAUUAUUAUCACAACCACAAGUUCUGCCAUCAUCAAGAAAUUCUACUCAUGAAAGAUUAGAUUCAUCAACUUCAUUAGGAAGACAAUCCAGUGAAACCAUUGAAUCUUACUUAUGA